UUGGGGAUAAAACUAAUUCUCCAAACCACUUUAGGAAUUGGUUCUAUUAAUAUCCGUUGAAAAUAAGAAAAUAAGACAGCAUGGUGAAUAUGGGUGGCUUGUGUCACCAUCAUCAUCUCACCAUUUCCCUCAGCUCCACCAACACCACUCCCCCUGUUCACCAUAAACGCUCCAAGAAACCCACCACCGCCUUUGCUCACUCCCACAACCAUUCUAGAGCUUCAUCAUCUUCUUCUUUGUCUCGGCUUUCAAGGGCUCUAGUUGAUACUGUGUCAUCUGGGUCUAUGCAACAUGCACACUCCCUGUUCGACAAAAUGUCUCACUCAAACACCUUUCAUUGGAACCUCAUGAUAAGAGGCUAUACGGAUAACGGCUUCUUUCUACAUGCUCUCAACUUGUAUCUCACAAUGCGCUUUCAAGGGGUUCCCGCCGAUCAUUUUACAUACCCUUUUGUCCUCAAAGCUUGUGGUGGCUUGUUGGAUUUCCGAGAAGGCGAAAAGGUUCAUGGGAGCUUGUUUAAAAUGGGUUUGGCCGAGGAUCUUUAUGUUUGCAAUUCACUCAUUGGGAUGUAUGGCAAGUUUGGUCAUAUUGAUUCUGCAGUCAAGGUGUUUGAGGAAAUGCCUCUUCCAGACUUGGUUUCUUGGAACUCAGUGGUUGGCGCGUAUUUGAUGGUCCAACAAUAUUUCACCUCUUUGAAGUGGUUUAGGACGAUGUUCCAGGCUGGGAUUCUCCCCAAUAAGUUCAGCUUAAUCAAUGCGCUGGAGGCAUGUUCUCACUGUUUUUAUAAUUUAUGGGGAAGAGAAGUGCAUUGCUAUGCGCUCAAGAUGGGUUUUGAAUCAGAUGUUAUGAUCCAGACAUCGCUUCUUGACAUGUACAGCAAGUGUAGGUUGUUAAGUUAUGCAGAGAGGAUUUUCGAUAGUAUAUCUUUGAGGAACAUUGUUGCUUGGAAUGCAAUGAUUGGUGCUUAUGCUCUGAACGGUCUACCAAUUCAGGCUUUUGAUUCUUUGGAGAAGAUACUCAAGGAUGAUAAAUUGGCUGUUGAUAAUGUCACACUCAUAAACCUGCUUCCUUCCUGUGCACAACUAGGAGCUGUUUUGCAGGGUAAGACUAUCCAUGGACUUGCCAUAAGGAAAGGCUUUCUACCUCAUCCGGUAUUGGAAACAGCUCUGCUCGACAUGUAUGGCGAGUUUGGAAUACUGAAGUUGGCAGAGCUAACCUUCGAUCAAAUGAUGGAUAAGAACUUGAUAACAUGGAAUGCCAUGAUUGCUGCAUAUGUGCAGAAUGAUUGGUACAGGAAGGCCUUAAAGCUAUUUGAAGAACUUUUGAGUGGGUAUCUUAAACCGGAUACAGUUACUAUCGCAAGCAUCCUUCCUGCCUAUGCAAAUUUAGCAUCAUUAAGGGAGUGCAGACAAAUUCAUGGUUAUAUCUUGAAAUUGAAUUUUCACUUGAAUAAUUUUGUUUCAAAUUCAAUUAUGUAUAUGUAUGCAAGUUGUGGAGAUCUAGCGUUAGCAUGCAGGAUUUUUCGUGAAAUGGCUUGUAGAGAUAUAAUAUCAUGGAACACUAUCAUAAUGGCUUAUGCAAUUCAUGGUAUGGGGAGAAUGUCUAUUGAACUAUUUUCCGAGAUGAAGAGUAGAGGAAUUGAGCCUAAUGAUAGCACCUUUGUUUCCUUGUUAUCUGCUUGUAGCAAUUCUGGCCUGGUAAACGAAGGCUGGGCAUACUACAACUCGAUGAAAUUAGACUACGGAAUAGAGCCUAAAAUAGAGCAUUAUGGAUGUAUGCUUGAUCUUAUUGGUAGAACUGGCAACUUGGAUCAAGCCCUGAGUUUUAUAGAAGAAAUGCCACUGUUGCCUACAGCACGCAUAUGGGGAUCACUGCUAAAUGCUAGCAGAAACAAAGGAAACAUAGAAUUGGCUGAACUCGCUGCUGAAAGGAUAUUGUCAAUAAAGCAUGACAAUACUGGAUGUUACAUCUUGCUUUCAAACAUGUAUGCUGAAGCUGGGAGAUGGGAGAAGGUGGAACACAUAAAGUCUAUUAUGAAGAAAAAAGGAUUAGAAAAAACUCUGCCUUGCAGCACAGUUGAAACCAAAUUUAGGCUGCACAGGUUUACUAAUAAACAGAGAUCUCAUGAUGAAUCAGCAAUGGUUUAUGAAGUUCUAGAUAUCAUUUCAAGGAACAUGGAUCAUGGAAAAUGCAUCCAUAGUGCUACAAAAUUCAAGCCAUCAGAGUUGGCUAGUAAAAAGGCAAACUCGCCUGAGAACCACAGCGUACGAUUGGCCAUAUGUUUUGGACUCAUCUCCACGAAACUUGGAGAUCCUGUUCUUGUAAGAAAAAACACAAGAAUAUGUGAAGAUUGUCAUGUUGCUGCAAAGAGGAUCUCUCAUAUAACUAGGAGAGAAAUUAUAGUGGGAGACCCCAAAGUCUUCCACCACUUCAGAGAUGGCUACUGCUCCUGUGGUGACUACCGGUAAUUGCAGUUUGUAUAUACUUUUCUAGAUGUGCUACAAAAUCUAUGAUCAAUUUCAUGUAGAUGGUCUCUCAUAUAUAACC
Arachis stenosperma is the source of this 2547-nucleotide messenger RNA. RefSeq names its product pentatricopeptide repeat-containing protein At4g35130, chloroplastic. Gene Ontology annotation, molecular function: zinc ion binding; protein binding; RNA binding. The transcript has a single exon. Lineage: Eukaryota; Viridiplantae; Streptophyta; Magnoliopsida; Fabales; Fabaceae. Bases 81 to 2468 code for a protein of 795 amino acids. Gene Ontology annotation, biological process: RNA modification. The record is from RefSeq and is a predicted model, not a curated record.